Molecule: messenger RNA, 1050 nt
Organism: Tilletiaria anomala UBC 951
Lineage: Eukaryota; Fungi; Basidiomycota; Exobasidiomycetes; Georgefischeriales; Tilletiariaceae
Product: putative uracil phosphoribosyltransferase
Exons: 5
Coding region: 342-1007 (221 amino acids)
Source: RefSeq, a predicted model, not a curated record
CGGCUGGACGUGUGCUACUAACCCUAAAGCCUCCCGCGAUUGAUAAUGCAGCCGACGUAAUCGACAGCAGCCUUAGCCGCCAGUUGUUAUCUUGUGUUGUUGUCGGCGAUGCACAACACACAUGGUAUAAUACCCAUUGGUCUUGCUUGCCUGCUCGGACGGACAUAGAACGAUCAUCUCCGCUUACUGAAGGACAGCCGGCUGCCUGUUCGCUUCGCGCAAACUCACACCCUCCCUUGAGCAGCCUGCGGUAGCACGCGCGCUCUUACUGUCUCUGAGCGACCACUCCCGCUGAUCGCACGCUGUCCUUGUCCUGCCCGUGCCGUCCUCCGAGCCAAAACAUGGCCCAAUCCAGCGCCGCUGCUGGCGUCUUGCCAGGCGUGCUCGAAGUCUCGCACCCAUUGAUAAAGCACCACCUCUCCAAUCUACGACUCGUCGAGACCUCCGCGCGCGACGUUCGCUCGCUGAUUGCGCAGAUUUCCACGCUGCUGGUUGCUGAGGCGACCAAGGGCUUUGCGACGAUGCCUGUGCAGGGCCAAGGUCCGCUUGCUGGUUUCAAGGGGGAAUCUUUGCAAGAGAGAAUCGGUGUCGUCCCCAUCCUAAGAGCUGGUCUCGGUAUGACAGAUGCGGCACUGUCAUUGCUACCAGACAACACGUCGGUCCUCCACAUUGGGCUCUUCAGGGAAAAAGUGUCGCUGCAGCCAGUCGAAUACUACUCCAAGCUCCCGUCCAAACCGACUGUAGAUCGCGUGCUCAUCCUCGACCCGCUGGUCGCUACCGGUGGGACUGCUGUAGCUUGCGUGCGUAUGAUCCUGGACUGGGGCAUCCCGAUUUCGAAGAUCCACUUCCUCUGUGUGCUCGCCUCGCGACCCGGUCUGGCAAAGCUCACGGCCGUGUACCCGGGCCUCGAGAUUAUUGUUGGCGCAAUAGACCCAGAGCUCAACGAGAAGGGGUACAUCGUCCCUGGACUUGGUGACACGGGCGAUCGUCUGUUCGACACCUUGUAAAUUGAAUGAAUCACUUUAAAUCGCAACCCGCCAUUUACAAUUU